Messenger RNA from Punica granatum (pomegranate), 4685 nucleotides. NCBI's taxonomy places the organism in Eukaryota, Viridiplantae, Streptophyta, Magnoliopsida, Myrtales, Lythraceae. The record is from RefSeq and is a predicted model, not a curated record.
UAUUCGAGGGGGUCUUCUUCCUCUUGCUCCAAUUGUUUGUCUUCCAGGUCAGCUGAGUAAUCUGAAGAAUCUGCUGUGCCGCCACUGCUUUCUGUAGAUCAUAUUCUUGCUGAUUGCUCGCUUCCAAUCGAUCGAUCUUAGAAUUUGUUUAACAGAGAUGUUAUCCAUGGAGGGAAAGAGCUCGAGUGACUCUAUAUGGGCUGAUGCAACAUCUGAUGUGGACGAAGAACAAUCUCAUAAGACUGAGAAGAGCCAGUUAACAGAUGAGUUAUCCAUGGGGGGAAAGACCCCGAGUGACCCUAUAUGGGAUCAUGCAACAUUUGAUGUGGACAAAGAACAAUCUCAUAAGACUAAGAAGCCCCGGUCAACUCCAUUUAUACGUGGAAGUAAUGAGGUGGUCUUUAGCUAUGCUGAGCGCCAGUCAUCUAAAGAUCUGGCCUCAUAUCUCAGUCUGACAUUGGAGACAGCCGGAAUCAUCAACUACGGACAUGACGGACUCAUUGCUUCGGUGGAAGAAAUCUAUCAACCCAUUUACAUUCCCGUGAUAUGUGAGGAUUAUCUGUCAACACCGGAUUGCCUGACUGAGCUUCGAUACUUGUUGAAUGCCUGGAAGCUAAAACCUGACAAUGUGAUUUUACCCAUAUUUCAUGGCCUCAAACCCUCUGAUACAUUCAAAAGAGCCACAACAAUAAUCGAGAAAUGUUGCUUGGAGCCACCGAUUCGUGAGGCUUGCAUUGAAGCUCUUAAAGAGGUUGCAAAGAUGAGUGGAUGGGUUGUCACCGAUCCCUGCUCUGAAGAAAUUGUGCACUUGAUUGCUCAAGAAGUUGCAAGUAUAAUACAUCCAAAAUUUCCACAAGAAGGUCCAUAUUUUGUUGGAAUUGAUCGAAAAGUAGAACAGAUCAUGAAUCUCUUAAAUGCCGAAGUUAAUGACAAAAGGGUAGUUGGUAUACAUGGGAUGGGUGGUAUUGGAAAGACUACUCUUGCAAAAGUCGUCUAUAAUCGUCUCUCAGCUUGCUUUGAAGGCUGUUGCUUUCUUCCAGAUAUCCGGCAGACAACCAAACGAAUGAAGAACUGCUGUCAGAAUUUGCAGACAAAAUUGAUCUCUGGCAUAUUAAUGAGAGAGUGUGACGAGAUUACUUCUGUUGAUGAAGGAGUUAGCUAUAUGAGAGAAGUAUUUUGCAAUAUGAAAGUGCUAAUAGUUCUUGAUGACGUGGACAGAAGGUUUAAUCUCACAGAACUCAUAGGAGAGCUCGAUACAUUUGGUCCCGGAAGCAGGAUAAUCGUCACCUCGAGAUAUGAAAAACAUCUUCCAAGAGUUGAUCAGACUUUCGAAGUUCCAGAGCUGUGUCGAUGGGAAGUUCAGCUGCUUUUCUCCAGUUAUACAGAUGCAGAUUUCCCUCCUUUUAACGAACUUGCCGCUGAAAUUGUAUCUGUUGUAGGAGGACUCCCUCUCGUUGUUGAAGUUAUUGGAUCAGUUUUAUUUGGUAAAGGAGUUGCAGUAUGGACAGAGACACUUCAAAAGUUAAAGCUUAUACAUUAUAAGGGAGUGCAAGAAAAGCUGAUGAUAAGUUAUGAAGCCUUGGAUGCCCCGCAAAAACAGAUGUUUCUUGAUAUAGCAUGUUCAGUCAAUGGAGAGGAUCUGCGGAUUGCAUCAUACAUGUGGCAUGAGUUCAGCACAUCUCAUUUAUCUGGAGGAAGUGAAUACCGGCAUUUAUUGUCCCUUGUAAAAAUUGGAGAUGACAAUGAGUUGUGGAUGCAUGAUGAACUACGGGAGCUAGGAAGACAACUACUUGCAUGUCAAUGUGGUGACACAGAUUUCCCGAUGGAAAUUAAACCUCAGACAACAUGGAGAGACUACGGCAUGUUUGAGGGCGUGAAGGGAAAGGAGAAAGUUGGAGCUCCCAUUCCUCGAUGUGAUGAUCUAUCACCAUACGAAGAUAUGAAUACCCAAGGGAUGACAGGCAUAAGGUUUCUCAUUGUGGAAUAUGGAAGCAUCAAUAGAUAUGAUGCUUUUCCAGAUUUGAGGUGGCUCCAGUUGCAUGGGUGCCCUCAAAAUUGCCAAGAAGCUAUAUUAUUUCCGAAGAGUUUAGUUAUACUGGACGUUUCAUGGAGCAACAUCACUGAAAGCUGGGAGGGCUGGGGGCAAAUCAAGAUGGUGGAAACGUUGAGAGUUUUGAACCUUACAGGCUGUAACCAUUUAAUCACGACUCCAAACUUCUCUGGUUUCCCAGCCUUGGAGGUACUGAUUCUUGAGCAAUGCUGCCAUUUGGUUAAGAUAGAUCCAUCGAUUCGCCAUCUACAGAACUUAGUUUCACUGAAUUUGAACUUCUGCACUGAACUUAGCAACUUACCUAAAGAAUUGGGCUUCAUGAAGGCACUGAAGGAGCUGUUAAUAGAUGGAACUUCUGUGCAAGAAAUUUCUCCGUCAAUUGGUCAUAUUGAGACACUCCAAACUCUCAGUGCUUCUGGCUGUCUUUCACUCGAUCGACUGCCCAGUUCAAUUUGUUAUCUAAGAUCCCUUUUAGUGCUCUCUUUGGAUCAUGCAAGAAUAACCCAAAUUCCAAGUUCAAUAAAAGAGCUGGUAAACCUUCAGAAGUUGUCAUUAAGGAAUUGUCGCUUGUUAGGAGAACUACCAAGUACCUUCGGAGAACUGGGAUUUCCAUUAUGUGAGUUGGAUGUUUCUAAAACGGGCAUCUCAGAGUUGCCUGAUUCAAUUGGAAACCUUAGUAGCCUGAGAGUGCUUAAAUUGGAGUCUUGUUUCAUCGAGGAAUUUCCUUCAACGAUUGUCAGGCUUGAAAGACUAGAGGAGAUCCACGCCUCAUACUGCAGGAAUUUGACAAAGUUCAUUCCCUCUGAUUCAGAUAAUGUUGCAUUUGGGAGCCUUAUGUCUUUGAAAACAUUGAGACUGGGAUUUUCUCGUAUUUCUGAGUUACCAGAAAACUUCCGUGCCCUGCCGCGCCUCGAGACCCUCGACUUACUUCAGUGCAACAUGCUCAGGAAAUUGCCAGUUCUUCCCUCUAGCAUAACUAGUUUGCGGUAUACUUGUAAAGGAAUGGAAAGACCAAGGCUCUUCUGGUUGGAUAAUUUGAAAGAAGUGCUUUUGGCAGAUACUGAUACUGAGAAACUCAUUUGCCGAGAAACGGAUUCUAGGGAACCUACGUUUUGGCCAGAUGGUGGGCUACCAACGCAAGAACGUAACUUUUUCAAUGGAUUUUCACUGAUUGGCUGUCCGAAAGUGAGGAUUGUAGAAUUUCGCCUUCCAUGGGUCACUAAGAUCUACUUUCCCAUCUCUUCCCGGCUUCGUCAUUCACUCAAGAAAGUUGUCUUGUCCUGUGUGAACCUACAAUACGUUCCUGCAUUUCCUCCAACAUUGGUAAGUCUAACGUUUCAAUACUGUUGGUCUCUGAAGUCUGCGUGCGUCCACGGGUUGAAAGCUUUGGAGGAAUUAUACUUGGAUCACUCUGCCAUCAUUGAAAUCCUCGACCUCCAUGAGCUAGAAGCUUUGGUAAUACUGAAGUUAUCCCACUGCAGAAUGGAACAUCUGAAGGGGCUCCAGGAGCUAACGUCUCUAAGAAGUUUGACUGUCUCUCAUUGUGAUCACCUCAGCGAGUUUCCGGAUCUGUCCAAACUGAAGGCUUUGGUGGAACUACACCUUGAUAACUCUGCCAUCAGUCAGAUCUCCGGCCUCUCUAACUUACAAGCAUUGGAGAUUCUGAAGGUAUCCAACUGUAGAGCACUGGAACAUCUGGAGGGGCUACAGGAGCUAACGUCUCUAAGAAGUUUGACUGUCUCCCAUUGUGAUCGACUCAGCAAGUCGCCGGAUCUGUUGGACCUGAACCCGCUGGAAGUCUCAGACAUUCUGGGUGGUUGUGAUGGCUGAUGGUAUUCAGAGCCUCUAAGGAUUUGACAUCAGACUAAAACUGAGAUCCUCAAUGUUCUUAUUCAAGGGAGGAAGGACUAAAAUUAGCAUACAUUUUCUUGUAAAUUUCGUGCAUGUAUUAAAAAAAGAAGAAGAAAGGAUUUAUGACCUGCUCAUUAUGAAUUCAUCGUUGAUCUGUUCGGUUCCCCCGUCCGAAACAAAGGGUGUCUUCUCCUCUUGUAUAAGCUAGUUGAGCACAUGUUGUGGAUCCCAAUGGGUUGCAUCUCCGUGGAUGGAUAGAACUGACAUUUUCUUUUUAAGGAUUAGUUCUGCUACGGAUCUAAUUUUAUACAUAGUGAUCUGUCUCGUUUAACGCUUGCUUUUCUCUUAUCAGAAAUCUACUGGUAGACUCAAAGAUGUUCAUUCACUGAUGUCGCUCUGUCUACGGAUUGCCCAGCAGUUGGCACCUGGUUUCCUUGCAGAGGCCCCGGACAGUCCGAAGCUUAAGUGUGAAUAGGCCUCGACAAAGUUGAUAGCAUCUAAAGGACAGUAAAUGUAACUCCACAAUGCAACCACAAGACAUUCGGCACAAUGUCAUGGAAAAGCCCCCCACCGGGAUCAUUUACAAAUGCUUGCUCUCUGUAUAUAUGUGUUUUUUUUUUUUUCCCUUUUGCAUGUGAAUGCUCUCUCCAUGUCAAGGAUGAGUGCGUCGAAGAAAUCUUCCCGACUUUUGGAAGCAUAGGCAUCAUUUAUUUGCUCGGACCAUGUUCUUUCUUUGGACAUUGACUGCAGAAGUAGUCGUUAUGUUUAGUGUUGUUUCCAGUAA